Messenger RNA from Alnus glutinosa, 845 nucleotides. RefSeq lists its product as uncharacterized. Bases 28 to 618 code for a protein of 196 amino acids. The transcript has 2 exons. The record is from RefSeq and is a predicted model, not a curated record. Lineage: Eukaryota; Viridiplantae; Streptophyta; Magnoliopsida; Fagales; Betulaceae.
CGAGUGAACGAUCGAGGUAGGAAGGAAAUGGGUGACAAAUUAGUGAUGCAUUGUAGAGGGCCGAAAGAGACAGCAAUAAGAUAUAACAGAUAUGUUGUAAAUGGCAAACUGUUUCGCACUCGAGCACAUGAUGCAGGAAAGAGGACUCAGAAUAGCGGUGUGUGUGUGCCGACCGUUGAUGGCGAAAUGUACUACGGGAAGUUAACAGAAAUAAUUGAGGUCGAGUACUACGACAGGACCAAGUACGUCUUGUUCAAAUGUGAUUGGGCGGACACCACGAGGGACAUAGGGUACAAGGUGAAUGAGUAUGGGCUAGUGUUUGUCAAUUUCAAAAAACUUGUCCACACGGGAAAGCUUAUCACUGAUGAGCCGUACGUGUUAACUACACAAGUUGACCAAGUUUUUUACGUUGAAGAUGAACGGGACCCAGGUUGGGCUUGCGCUGUAAGAACUAAACCUAGGAACGUAUACGAUGUUGGUGGUGAAGGGCAUGAUGAUGCAUGUGCUAACUACCACGAGUGCGAGCCGCUCCUAUUGACCAGUAAUAAUGACCAUAAUCUGGAAGAUGACUUCGAUCACAUCCGACCCGACGUAGAUCCGAUCCCAGUGGUACAAUGAGUUAUAGAAUCCCAAGUGUUAUGAAGCGAAAUAGGAGCCAAGGAUCGAGAUCUAGCGACCCUGCGCACACACAGAGCGACCCUACGCACACAGAGGCAGGGUACAGACCAGUGUUCGCAGAUGAUCACUCAGGAUAUCAGUACAACAUGCCGGAUAAUACAUUUGACCAUCUGCCUCAUAUGCAGUAGACAGUGAGCCAGUUAGAGGCAUGUUCCCUUGGUCACGUG